UCCUGGCCGGGACACGUACUACGCGCGCGAUUAGAUUCAGUGCAGGUUUUGCAGAAACACUCAUCGGAUGGACUGAUAAUUAACCACAAUUUACACUCUAUUUACCUUACAACAUCACAAUGCCCAAGUCAAAGGAAAUGUUGUCCUCUACGUCAAACAGUGAUUCUGAUAGUGAUGUUGACACCAAGGCCAAAAGAAAGAAGCAGACAACUCCUGAGAAGCCAUCAAAGAAACUGAAGGGUGGAGAAACCUCAAAGGUGUCAGCAGCCUCCAAAAGCAGCAGUAGCAGCAGCAAUAAAAGUGAUAAUAUGUUUCAGAUAGGAAAGAUGAGGUAUGUGAGCGUCCGAGACUUCAAAGGAAAAGUGCUGAUUGAUAUCAGGGAAUACUGGAUGGACCAAGAGGGUGAAAUGAAGCCUGGGAGAAAAGGCAUUUCACUGAACCCAGAGCAGUGGAACCAGCUAAAAGAGCAGAUGAGUGACAUCGAUGAUGCUGUGAGAAGAAUAUAAGACCUGUUUGCAUUGCACAAGCAAUCUUCUGUUCUAAACAUUCUCAUUCUGCACCUCGCCUGUGCUCUGCAAAGCAAAUGUGUAAACCGGAACAUUUUGUGUGUAUAUUUUAGAUUAGGGUUUAUUGAAAUAAUUGGUAACUGUAUUCUUUUAAUAUUUCAUGGUUAGGGUUGGCUUAGAGGAGAUGGGAAGUGAAUUUGUGCUUUUAAUUUUCAAUAAAGGUCAUAGAAAUAGA
Messenger RNA from Triplophysa rosa, 741 nucleotides. It is a transcript of the gene sub1a, whose product is annotated as SUB1 regulator of transcription a. The transcript is spliced from 5 exons. Gene Ontology annotation, biological process: positive regulation of transcription initiation by RNA polymerase II. Gene Ontology annotation, cellular component: transcription regulator complex; nucleus. NCBI's taxonomy places the organism in Eukaryota, Metazoa, Chordata, Actinopteri, Cypriniformes, Nemacheilidae. The record is from RefSeq and is a predicted model, not a curated record. The coding region runs from base 120 to 506 and encodes 128 amino acids. Gene Ontology annotation, molecular function: DNA binding; transcription coactivator activity.